Molecule: messenger RNA, 794 nt
Organism: Helicoverpa armigera (cotton bollworm)
Lineage: Eukaryota; Metazoa; Arthropoda; Insecta; Lepidoptera; Noctuidae
Gene: Ilp3
Product: bombyxin G-1
Exons: 2
Coding region: 4-318 (104 amino acids)
Cellular component (GO): extracellular region
Molecular function (GO): hormone activity
Source: RefSeq, a predicted model, not a curated record
ACCAUGAAGCUGAUCAUCGUGUCCUGUCUCCUGGCCCUAUCCUACGUGGCUGCUGACCAGACACCAGUCAUUCUCUGCGGGAGGCAGUUGGCGAACACACGGGCGCUCCUGUGUUAUGGGUCCGACUAUGUCGACAAGAGAAAUAGGAUUAUGACAACUGAUUUCUUCCCGGGAGAUAAAGCCAAUGAGAUUGACUGGCCCUGGACUGGUCGUCGAGGAAGUUUGUCUGCCAACUGGUCGCGAUACAAGAGAGGUGGCCUGGCUGAUGAAUGCUGCCUCAAACCUUGCACCACUGACGUUAUUCUCAAGUACUGUUAGACGAAAACAAGCUUUUAUUCCUGCGCUUUUGAAAUGAGACACUUUUUGCAAUCCUAUACGAAUCUCUGUAGUGAUAUCAGUAAACGUGUGCUAGCUACGAAAAUCACAUUGCGAUAAGAUCUCAUUUUGAACGCCCUCGAAUCUAAUAUUUUUGUACCAAUUUAUUUAUCGUAAGACCAUAAGUAACUAGUCCACAUAAAUGUUUGUAUACUCAUAGGUACAUUGUACCAAAACCUAAACAGGUUUUAUUCGAAAUGACUGAGAAAAUUAUUGAAUAACACAUUAUUUGUACAUUUUGAAUUAAAAUAAAAAUAUAUAAGAAAAGAGAAACAAGCUUUUCAAUGUCCAUUGAAAUUAGUGUACAUUUUACGUUUUUAAUUUCCAAUCUACGUGGGAGGGAAUACAAAUCAGAGGUAUAAAGGAGAGCUAUUGUGUUCCGGACGGUGGAAAAACAACCAAUGUUUGAAUAGGGAAUA